Molecule: messenger RNA, 879 nt
Organism: Sphenostylis stenocarpa
Lineage: Eukaryota; Viridiplantae; Streptophyta; Magnoliopsida; Fabales; Fabaceae
Source: the annotation of a GenBank genome assembly
AUGAUGUCCUCCUCCGGCGCCGGCAGGUACAUGGCCUUUCCGCCUUCGCCAUCUGCCCCUCCCUCGCCGCACCUCUCCGCUCUUCGCUCAUCCGCCCUCGCUGAGCAGGACAAAUAUCUAUCUGAGUUAUUGGGAGAACGUAACAAGCUUAGUCCUUUCAUGGCUGUGCUUCCCCAAUGCUUUCGAUUGUUAAACCAAGAAAUUUUGCGUGUAACAUCGCUGAUGGGGAAUGCAUCAGUUUUAGGUCAAAGUGGUGGGCUUGAACAAGCUAGCCCCCUGGCUACUGGAGGAAUGUUUUCAAAUGGAGGUGCCGAUAUGAACGGAUGGGCAUCACGAUUUCAAUCAGAAAGACCCAGCUUGUUACAGUCCUCACCAACAACAAACUGGCUGAGUCCACAAGGUAGCUCAUCUGGUCUUAUUGUUAAAAAGACAGUCAGAGUAGAUAUACCUGUGGACACAUACCCUAAUUAUAACUUUGUUGGUCGCCUCUUAGGCCCUAGAGGAAACUCUCUAAAGCGUGUAGAAGCAAGCACUGACUGUCGUGUCUUGAUCAGGGGCCGAGGUAGCAUUAAGGAUCCAACUAGGGAGGAAAUGAUGAGAGGAAAACCUGGAUAUGAACAUCUGAACGAACCUCUCCACAUCCUAGUUGAGGCUGAAUUACCUGUUGAAAUAGUUGAUGCACGCUUGAUGCAGGCACGUGACAUACUUGAAGAUUUGCUCAAACCGGUGGAUGAAUCUCAGGAUUUCUACAAGAAGCAGCAACUUCGAGAACUAGCUAUGCUGAACGGCACUCUUCGUGAGGAGGGUUCUCCCAUGUCUGGUUCUGUUUCACCAUUCCAAAACAGCCUUGGUAUGAAGAGGGCCAAGACCAGGGGGUAA